AGAAGAAAAAUCAGUCUUUUGCACUACCUUGGGACUGACUCUUCAUGGCGUUAAGUGAGAGCAUCUCCUCCGAUAGCGAUGAUGAUCUUUACACAAAAAGUAUCGAUCUAGAAAAGGUUAAAGUUACGCCUCAUAACGACAUUCUGCCCUCAAACUCAACAAAGCAGGAAUCAAGGCAAAUAGGUAGUUCAGUAGCAGAGAUAGAAGUGAUCGAUGAUGACGCAUCAUUAGAUUUACCCGAUACGGAGCAGAUUUCACAGAGAGCAAAGGAGGCACGAAAGAAAAGGAUAGAACAACUAGCCAGGAAGGAAUUGUUAGAGCUAGAAAAGAUUAUAUCUGAACCGGCGUUAGGCUUCAUUGCACCUUAUCCAAAACGAACAAAACGGGUGAACUGUUCUAAAGACACCCAGGAAAUUGGAAGUGGAAAUCAUGGUAUCGCGAGUUAUUUCAAAGAGGCUCCAGUAGCAGCUCCUGAUAAAUCCACGGAUGUUUAUGACCUAGCCGAACUCGACAAGGAAGUUAAUUUAUACGUGACGGUCUUUGUGGAUAAAGACGUUAACAGGAAGGGACGAUUUAUGACUUUGCUUCGUGACGAGCCGUUUGACAAGCUGCGACCGGAAUUUGCUAGAGAAUUGAAAUGUAAUCAGCUCGAUGUGAUGAUUCAUGUGAAUAAUGUCGACGCGGGUCCCGGUGAUACCCCGGAUUCUAUGGGUCUUGAUAUUGAUAAAUUAGCCGUGGUGAAUGUGUUUUCUCUGAGGUCGGAGGAAGGUGUUGGGACGGACUUUAGCACUGAUCCAUCUUUUAUUCCCGUGAAGUGUAUAUUUGCUAGUGGACGGCCUCGUUGUGUAUAUAUAAAACUAACCGAAACGUUUGAGGAGGCAAAAAAGAGGAUAAAGGAGGCACUGCACUUACCUGGCACUAUAGAAAAACUCGUAUUUGAUAACGAUGUCUUGGAGGAGUCGGAAACCCCGGAAUCCACAGAAAUGGAAGCGGAAGAUGUGCUUGAGGUUUAUCUCAAAACUUCUUGA
Molecule: messenger RNA, 1028 nt
Organism: Cylicocyclus nassatus
Lineage: Eukaryota; Metazoa; Nematoda; Chromadorea; Rhabditida; Strongylidae
Source: the annotation of a GenBank genome assembly